AUGUCUCUGCUUGUAACUAUAUGCAUUGCCCUCUUGAUCUUCUCCUUCUCCUCCGCCAUUGUUGCUGCCCAAACACCUUCCGGGUCCGAUCCGCUUUAUCCACUGGAUAAGAAUGUUAGUGUUGCUACUAUAUUCGACAAUAGCUUCGGUGAACGAAAUGUCAGCUACUUCACGACCGUUGAAAGGCUGGCAAUCAUUGAUGGAGAUGUUAUUUAUGGUACCGAGGCUCAAUUGUUGAGUAGCGAAUUCCGCUCUUUUGCAGUCAAACAACCUUGGCCGGGCGCCACAGUUGUGUACAAGUAUGACACCGCCGGUACUGCAGCCAGAGUCGCAGCCAUCGUUAACACCGCAAUUGUCCGCUGGCAAUUGGUGAGCCCCUAUUUGACCUUCCAGCAACUAUCCAACAAUGUCACACCCAUGAACGGAGUGCUUACUAUCUCAUCCAAUGACUGCGGAGGUUGUAAUGCUAAUGUUGGUUUUGGCGCCCUUUUACCUCUACAAAUGAACCUACAGCAGCCCAGUACAGCAUGCAAUGGUUCCUGCGGCCCGAACGAAGCAACCCAUGAGUUUGGCCAUGUGCUUGGUCUUCUUCAUGAACAUCAACGCCCUGACCGUGAAAGAACGGUCAAUUACCACUGUGAAAAUCUAUACCCUGAUUGCACAGGCGGUGCCACCAUGCCUGCUGGUUCUGACUGCUGUUCUGGAGCCCCACCUGGCUGCUGCGGUAAUGCACACAACUUUGACAUCAUCAGUGGCCUGGGCAAAUCCUAUGAAUAUCAAUAUGAUGUCAACUCCGUCAUGCACUAUGUCUCCCAAGCUUUCGCCCUUCCGGGCACAUUUACAUUAACGCCUGUUAAUACGACAGUCACAUUGCCAACAGUCAAUCCGUCAAACCCUGAUGUACCGGAUUUUGAACGGGUCUGCAAAAUUUACGAAGCUCAAUGUCCCCAAGCACAGAGUUGCCUGGCCCUGGGAUGUCCGUACAAAGAGAAAGCUUGCACAGACUUUGGAUCGGGUUACUGUUCGUUCCACCCUUACGCAGAUGGGUGUGGAGGCAGCAAAGCUGCGAAAUGUGUGGAGAAGAAUGAGAUGUGUAAAGAAAACGGCUGCUCAUAG
Molecule: messenger RNA, 1116 nt
Organism: Penicillium subrubescens
Lineage: Eukaryota; Fungi; Ascomycota; Eurotiomycetes; Eurotiales; Aspergillaceae
Product: zincin
Exons: 2
Coding region: 1-1116 (371 amino acids)
Biological process (GO): proteolysis
Molecular function (GO): metalloendopeptidase activity; zinc ion binding
Source: RefSeq, a predicted model, not a curated record